This is a messenger RNA of Closterium sp. Naga37s-1, 2094 nucleotides long. The record is from the annotation of a GenBank genome assembly. NCBI's taxonomy places the organism in Eukaryota, Viridiplantae, Streptophyta, Zygnematophyceae, Desmidiales, Closteriaceae.
AUGGACACAAGCUUGCACCAAUCGGUUCCGCACUUGGCGAGACCUAAGCAGGAGCCCGCUAGCCGUCAGAUUUCUGAGCAUGAGACGGCUAGCCGUCAGCUCUCUGAGGAUGCGUCGGCUAGCCGUCAGCUGACUGAGGAUGCGUCGGCUAGCCGUCAGCUGUCUGAGGAUGAGUCGGUCAGCCGAGAGGUGUGGGAGCAGGAGUGGGGGCUGCGGGGGUUGAAGUUGGAGGGGAUGGUGGCGCGGCGCGAGUUGGAAGAGAUGGUGGCGCGGGUGGUGGGCUCCGAUGGGCACAACUGGCUCAAGUACGGCCAGAAGCAAGUGCAGCGCUCCAACGCCACCAGGUGCUACUACAGGUGCAGUCGCGCCAAGACCAGCCUGCGCUGUUCCGGCAAGAAGACCGUUGACAUCAACUGCCGCUAUGGCUCCGACCCUCUCUCCCCCCACGCCAUCCAAGUCUCCUACCGCUGCCGCCUCCACAACCACCCCACGCCUCCCAUCAGCCGUCCGCCCAGCCACCCUACCGUCCCCAUUGACGGCCCUACCAAGCGGCCCACUUACCGCCGAACUUACCGGCCUCUCGACCGGCCCAUGAGCCACCAUGUCAACCUCGCGGCUUCACACGGUGGUGUUGGCUUCACUGCAGCGUCUAUGGCUGUUCGCCUUGCGGAUCUUGCUGCAGCUCUCACUUCCCCGGACGGUCGAUCCGAUGCAGAUCUGAACGGCCGGGGAGCUGAUUCUGCAGCCCUCUGGCACUCUCCCUGCCAGAAGGAGCAGCCAUCAGAGAGAAAUCUCCUGCCUGCGUGGGACGUUUCCCCAGUGUCUCCCCUGCCGACCCGCCUCCAGCCCUCUCCUCGGGGGCUGGCUGGGCUUAUCCCCGUUAAUGGCUGCUCCACUGACCUCAACAAUGCUGCUGCUGUUCACAUGCAGAGGUCCACAAUCUAUGAGGAACUGCGGCUUCUGGAUCUCAGAUCUCAGAUGCAAGGAGAAGAUGACGGCCGUCGAUUGUAUAGCGAGGAGGAGGAUCCGACGGAUGAGAUCUACUCUUCUCUGGGAGCAAUAUCGCCUACAAAUCAAGACCUUCAAGAGCUCCGAGAGAUGUCACUGCGUUCCACAGCCAGACACGUGGCACUUCUACCAGAAUUUCCUGACGCAGGGUUGAUCGAGGAGGAGCAGACCGCUGGUGGUGUGGUGGUGGGCAAUGGGGAGAGCUUGAUUCUUGAUUUGCAUGGGGAUGGGGAGGAAGGGUCUGUGCACGGUCGUUCUGGGACGGGAAUGGCAGCACCGAUGGGGCAUGUGCUGGGUGCUUCUUUGUCUGGCUCUGGUGCUGUAUUCGAUGCUCCUCUGUUUCAGACCCAGAAGGAGCCGUUGACUCAACAUACAUCUUUGACUGGCUGCUGUGCUGUGUCUGAUGCUACUGGGUUUCAGACCCAGCAGGAUGUGAUGGUGCUGCAGCAACAGCGACAGCAGGAGAAGCAGCAACAGCAACAACCACAGCAGCAGCAGCAACAGCAACAACCACAGCACCAGCAGCAGCAGCAGCAGCAGCAGCCGUCAAAGCAGACGGAUCAAGUGACAGCGUUGCUGCUGUUUCUGGUUGAUUCCUUCGUGCAGAGCAACAGCACUGGUGUAAAGCGACCUGCCUCAGCCGCGCUGGGGACUCUUACUGCCAAUCUCCCUGCCUCUCUCACAGCCGCUCUCCCUGCCCCUCUCCGUGCCUCUCUCCCUUCCUCUCUCCCUGCAGCGCCGUCUGCUGCUCUGUCGGACUCAGCCGCGUGUAUAUCACAGCCUCUUUCAGCCACCACCUUUGGUACGCUUAGGAAUGUGCGGAAGCGACCAGCCUCAGCGAUGGAUGGACCGCCUCCUGCUCUCCGUGCCACUGACCAAGCCUCCCAGAUUGCAAUGUUCCCAACCACUUCCGAGUGCGCAAUGUUUGGCUCAUUGCACCAGCAGCAAGCUACCAGCAUGUUGAAGCCGUUGAUUCCAGCAGCAGUAGUUGCGUUUCUAGGGGGGGCCAGCACCAUCCGGGUUUCAGACUUUGCAGCCGUUGGUGUGCGGAAGGAGCUGCAGUCAUGGCUCGAGGGUGUGGCUUAG